Messenger RNA from Cryptomeria japonica (Japanese cedar), 1890 nucleotides. RefSeq names its product LRR receptor-like serine/threonine-protein kinase EFR. Lineage: Eukaryota; Viridiplantae; Streptophyta; Pinopsida; Cupressales; Cupressaceae. Gene Ontology annotation, molecular function: protein binding. The transcript has 2 exons. The coding region runs from base 1 to 1890 and encodes 629 amino acids. The record is from RefSeq and is a predicted model, not a curated record.
AUGAAGAUAGUUAUGCUCACUCUGCUACUCUUUUACUCUGCACAGUCUGCUCAUAUGGCAAAGACUUCUAAUGAUACUGAUCAACAAGCUCUGAUUGGUUUCAAGGCUUCUCUCCUUUUGGAUCCAUAUAAUUCCUUGUCCGAUUGGUCUGCCAAUAACACUUUCUGCAAUUGGAUUGGUGUUACUUGCUCUUCUCGUCGACAGCGUGUGGUUUCCUUGAAUCUCACAGGUAUGGGAUUACUCGGCCCAAUCUCUCCUUUACUAGGAAAUCUUUCUCUCCUUAAAGUACUUGAUCUUUCUAGCAACAGCUUCCAAGGCAAUAUUCCAUGUCAUAUCGGAAAGCUUUUUCGCUUGAAAAAGCUUAUUCUAUCUACCAAUAAAUUGGAGCCCUCUGUCCCGUCCUGUCUUGCAGAUUGUCGGUCUCUGCAAGAUAUCAGCUUCUCUUAUAAUAAUCUGAGCGGGCCCAUUCCCUCCGAGCUUGGUCUUCUUCCACGUUUAGAAACCCUUUGGAUAGGAGAUAACAAUCUUACAGGCACAAUACCAUUAACCCUAGGUAACCUCUCCUCAUUAACUGAGUUGAGAUUGAGAAACAAUAGACUCUAUGGUAGUAUUCCUGGGGAAUUGGGUCUACUCACUAAACUUAGAUGGCUUGAUCUAGACUUCAAUUACUUAACAGGACCAAUUCCCACUGCCCUUUUCAAUUGCACUCUUCUGAACACAUUAAGAUUAGCUGUUAACCUCUUGACUGGUAACAUUCCCUGGGAGUUUGGCAAACUAUCGGAGUUGCAACAAUUGCACCUAUUUACAAAUCAGUUCACGGGAGAAAUUCCAAGUUCUCUCUCUAAUUGUACCCUUCUUCAAAAGCUUCAACUAGCGUUCAACAAUUUGACCGAUUUGUCUGCAAAUUAUUUCACUGGCAUUAUACCUUCUUCAGUUGGCCUCCUCCCAAGUAGUCUCUCCUAUUUUCUUUUGCCCUUCAAUGAAUUAGAAGGAAGCAUACCAGAUGAGAUUGGCAACCUGACAAACAUAGCAGCGCUAGAUUUAGGUGCCAACAAUUUCAGUGGCACCAUCCCAUCUUCAUUGAGUGCACUGCCUAAUCUAGAAAGAUUGAGAUUAGAUAAUAAUAAUUUACAUGGAGUAAUUCCAGAGAACUUUGGUCUUGCAAAAAGGCUGGGACUGUUGUCAAUAUGUUGCAACAUGUUAUCAGGGAAAAUUCCAGACAGUCUUGGCAGUCUUCCCCAACUAAGAGAGAUUUAUCUCCAUGACAAUCAAUUGUCAGGAGAAAUACCUGCUAGUUUAGGAAGAUGCCACACUGUGGAGCUGGUGGAUUUGGCUUACAACAAAUUUACAGGCAAGAUACCUCCAGAAGUUGCUGGUCUCCCAAAUCUCCAAUUCUAUUUCAACGUGUCCAACAAUUUAUUGCAGGGUUCUCUGUUAGAAAUGAGUAAGAUGGUGAUUGUUCUAGCUAUAGAUGUAUCUGUUAAUCAUUUCUCAGAUGCCAUUCCAAUCGCACUGCAAAGCUGCAAAGCACUGGAAUAUCUUAAUCUGUCUUGGAAUGCAUUCACAGGUCCGAUUCCGACAUCACUAGCAGAACUGGAAAAUCUUCAAGACAUGGAUCUUUCCAGCAACAAUUUGACUGGAACAAUACCAGUGGCAUUCAAAGACAUGAAAAAGCUCAGGCAUCUUAAUCUCUCUUCAAAUAGAUUGAUUGGGGAGGUCCCAAAGGGGGGAAUUUUUUCAGUAGUAACGGGUGUUUCAGCAGUUAUGGGAAAUCUUGGGCUUUGUGGCACAUGGAUAAACUUGCCGCCAUGCACUCAUAUCAGAGUAAAACAUCCACCAGACUCCAGAAAGGUAGUAAUUCCUGUUGUGGUCGCACUGCAAUUUUCAUAA